This is a messenger RNA of Exophiala aquamarina CBS 119918, 642 nucleotides long. RefSeq lists its product as uncharacterized. Gene Ontology annotation, cellular component: exon-exon junction complex; cytoplasm. The transcript has a single exon. Gene Ontology annotation, biological process: exon-exon junction complex disassembly. Bases 1 to 642 code for a protein of 213 amino acids. The record is from RefSeq and is a predicted model, not a curated record. NCBI's taxonomy places the organism in Eukaryota, Fungi, Ascomycota, Eurotiomycetes, Chaetothyriales, Herpotrichiellaceae. Gene Ontology annotation, molecular function: RNA binding.
AUGUCUGGAGUCAGCAAAGCCGGCAUUGAAACCACUGCUGAUGGGGCCUCCUACAUUCCCUCGUCCAAGCGUCCGGAUGGUUCUACGAGAAAAGAAAUCCGGGUAAGGCCUGGGUACAGGCCCCCCGAAGACGUCGAGACCUACAAAAAUCGGAGUGCCGAGGCAUGGAAAAACAGAGGGGGCGGAGGAGUCCCAGGAGUAGUGCCCGCUACUACAAAAGAUGAAGGACCGGUGAAGAGCAAGAAUGCCAAGCGUAGGGAAGCUGCUCGUAAGAAGGCCGAAGCGACGGAUUCUCCUGGGAACGAUCUUACCGCUGCCUUGCAGAACACCUCACUGGGCGACAUAGAGGAGAAAGAACAAGACUGGAGAGAUUUCACAAAAUUAGCAGGCGGCCUGCAGAAAUCAUCCCAUGACGAAGAAGAUCAGCAGAAGAAGAUCCGAAAUCAACUCAAAAGGCUCAAAGCUGUCCGAGAAUUGAAGGACAAAAAGGCUGCUGGAGAGAAAUUAUCCCACGACCAACUUAUGAAGAUUGGCAAAGAGAGAGAAAUCUUGCGUGAUCUGAAGAAGUUGGGAUAUGAUGAGCCAGAGCAGCAAUCAGAAACUUCGACGGCCAAGGAUGUGCGGUCAGAGGUACCAGGAUGA